This is a messenger RNA of Talaromyces rugulosus, 861 nucleotides long. RefSeq lists its product as uncharacterized. Lineage: Eukaryota; Fungi; Ascomycota; Eurotiomycetes; Eurotiales; Trichocomaceae. The record is from RefSeq and is a predicted model, not a curated record. The transcript is spliced from 4 exons. The coding region runs from base 1 to 861 and encodes 286 amino acids.
AUGACUCUGGCACGAUCCGACGCUCUGGCACCACAGCCGUGGACCGAUGUUUUCACAGACGAUACUUGCAUAGACCGACGCAAGUGCCAGCGUACAGUGCCCAUGAAGGUGCUUGCUCUCGGUGUCGGUAGAACUGGGACUGCUUCUCUCCGUAUUGCACUCGAGAGACUUGGAUAUCUCCGCUGCUACCACAUGAUGUGUGCCAGUGUCGAAAACCCUCCGGAUUGCUUGAUGUGGCACGACGCUCUCGCGGCCAAGUAUGACGGCGAGGGUAAAUUCGGCCGCGAAGAAUGGGACCAGAUUCUAGGUGAUUGCCAGGCCGUUUGUGACUGGCCAGCCUGUGCAUUUGCCAAGGAGCUCAUUGAAGCAUAUCCCAACGCUAAGGUUAUUCUGACGACUCGUGACGUUGACUCAUGGCAUGCGUCGGUCAUGAAGACGGUCCACUGGCGAGCCACUGACCCCGAACACCGCAUGGCUUCCAAGGUCAGCUGGGCUGCGGGCAUGUACUAUCCCAUGCUGAACAAAUUCUUCGACACAUUCUUCCGCGGCGACUUCCCCAACCAGGGCAAAGAGGUCUACAAGGACCACAUCGAAGAAGUGCGUAGCCUGGUGCCAUCUGACCGACUGCUGGAAUACAAGAUCACGGAUGGCUGGGGCCCGCUCUGCGAGUUCUUGGGCGAAGAAGUACCCGAGGCUGCCUUCCCAUCCGGAAACGACAUGGCGAACUUUAAGAAGCGAUGCAGCACUCGUAACCGGAGGCAGAUGCUGAACGCUGCUCUGCAGGCGUGCACUAUGGGCGGAGCACUCCUGCUGACGGGGGUUGCAGGAAUGAUGAUAUUCAACCGCUACACCAUUCGUUGA